This is a messenger RNA of Cuscuta campestris, 2503 nucleotides long. NCBI's taxonomy places the organism in Eukaryota, Viridiplantae, Streptophyta, Magnoliopsida, Solanales, Convolvulaceae. The record is from the annotation of a GenBank genome assembly.
GCCAACCAGUCCGAUCCCAUCCCCGAGUUGAUUCGCUUCGGACUCGCUCUCCAUUUCCAGAUCCCAUCUCCGAUUCAUGAUUCAUGCACCAUUAAUGGUGUUCUAGGUUUAGUAGGGUCUGCCGGGGUUGUGUCCCUCGUUUUGUUUAGCAAUGACGUUUUCAUCUGUCUUGAGGAGAAUCUCAGCUGGUUUGUUAUUUUUCAUCCUCGUUUCACACUCUUGCAAUGGGUUUUAUUUGCCGGGCACCUACAUGCAUACAUACUCCAAUGGUGAUGAAAUCUUUGUUAAAGUGAAUUCAUUAACCUCAAUUGAGACUGAGCUUCCCUUUGGCUACUACACUCUCCCUUACUGCAAGCCCCAGAAUGGUGUCAAGAAAAGUGCUGAGAAUCUUGGAGAGUUGUUGAUGGGAGAUCAGAUUGAUAACUCUCCUUACCGUUUUCGGAUGAAUGUGAAUGAGUCAAUUUUCCUUUGCACCACUCCCCCACUAAAGGAUUACGAAGUGAAGCUAUUGAAACAGCGGACACGUGACCUUUAUCAGGUGAAUAUGAUCCUAGAUAAUUUGCCUGCUUUGAGAUAUACUUCCCAGAAUGGAAUGAAGAUUCAGUGGACUGGGUAUCCUGUCGGAUACACAUCACCAAACAGCAAUAACGAAGCUUACAUUAUUAACCACUUGAAGUUUAAAGUUUUGAUUCAUGAGUAUGAGGGUGCUGGAGUGGAGAUAAUCGGUACUGGGGAAGAAGGUAUGGGUGUUAUUUCAGAGACUGAUAAGAAGAAGACGUCUGGUUAUGAAAUUGUUGGUUUCGAGGUUGUCCCUUGCAGUGUUAAAUAUGAUCCUGAAAAGAUGGACAAGCUUCACAUGUAUGAUAGUGCCACGCCAAUACAGUGUCCAUUGGAGAUCGGCAAGUCUCAAGUUGUAAGGGAGAAUGAGAGGAUAUCAUUCACUUAUGAAGUUGAAUUUGUGAAAAGCAACAUCAGAUGGCCAUCUCGAUGGGAUGCUUAUCUCAAGAUGGAAGGUGAUCGUGUCCACUGGUUCUCAAUUCUCAACUCAUUGAUGGUGAUUCUCUUCUUGGCUGGGAUUGUUUUUGUCAUCUUCUUGAGAACUGUCCGAAGGGAUUUAACAAGGUAUGAAGAAUUGGAUAAAGAAGCUCAAGCACAGAUGAACGAGGAACUUUCUGGGUGGAAGCUAGUGGUGGGCGAUGUGUUUAGAGAACCGAAUCACUCAAAGCUACUCUGUGUUAUGAUUGGAGAUGGGGUUCGGAUUACAGGAAUGGCAGUUGUGACUAUUCUUUUUGCUGCUCUUGGUUUCAUGUCACCAGCUUCUCGGGGCAUGCUGUUAACGGGAAUGAUAAUGCUUUACCUGUUUUUGGGAAUCUCAGCUGGUUAUGUAGGUGUUCGGCUAUGGAUAACCAUCAAGGGAAAUCCAGAGGGAUGGAAGUCAGUUUGCUGGGCAACCACAUGUUUCUUUCCAGGGAUCGUUUUCAUCGUGCUCACAGUUUUGAACUUUAUUCUGUGGGGAAGCCAUAGCACUGGUGCGAUCCCCAUUUCCUUAUACUUCAAACUCUUAGCCCUAUGGUUCUGCAUUUCGGUCCCACUCACUCUCUUGGGAGGUCAUCUUGGGACCCGAGCAGACCCCAUUCAGUUCCCUGUCCGAACCAAUCAGAUCCCAAGGGAGAUCCCAUCAAGAAAAUACCCAUCAUGGAUUCUUGUUCUCGGAGCUGGAACUCUUCCAUUUGGUACACUCUUCAUAGAACUCUUCUUCAUCCUCUCUAGCAUCUGGCUUGGACGCUUCUAUUACGUUUUUGGUUUUCUCCUCAUUGUCUUCCUUCUUUUGGUGAUCGUUUGUGCGGAGGUCUCAGUUGUCCUCACAUACAUGCAUUUAUGUGUUGAGGAUUGGAUGUGGUGGUGGAAAGCUUUCUACGCCUCAGGUUCCGUCUCUCUCUAUGUGUUCUUGUAUUCCGUCAACUAUUUGGUGUUUGACCUUCGGAGUCUGAGUGGGCCCGUGUCUGCCAUGCUGUAUUUAGGCUAUUCAUUGAUAGUGGCAGUUGCAAUCAUGCUCGCCACAGGCACCAUCGGUUUCCUAACAUCGUUUUACUUUGUCCAUUACCUCUUCUCAUCCGUGAAGAUUGAUUGAGCUUGAACCUAUUCUAAUGAACCAACCAACCAACCGUGUUUGUUCAGAUAGAUAUGAAGAAGAAGAAGAAGAACCUUUCUGCUAUGAUACCUAUAGAUACCUCAUUUCUGUGAUUCUUUCAAUUUACCGUUUGUUCAGUUUUCUUGUCUUUUCUUUAUUUUUCUGCAUUUAAAGUUGGUCGUAGCUCGUCCGUUCCUUGUAACUUUUGGACAUGUAGUCAUCAUACUGUAGCUGGAUGAUGCCAUUGUUGGGAUAAAGCCUUGACAGUGGAUACUGAAGUGUAAUCUGCUUGAUAUGGUUUUGAAAGCAGAGAAAGAAACUCCAUUGAGCUUUGCAUGGCAACUCCUGAUUUAAUACAGAUCUUGUGCUGGG